AUGGCCCUGCGCCACUGCGCCGCCUUUGUGCCAGGGGUCUUCUCCCUGCCGCCGCAGCUGCUGGCGCGCGCGCAGCUGUCGUGGCGGCAGCAGAAGCAGGCGCCGCUGGUGUCGCAGCUGCAGCGGACGGUGUACCACGCGUUCCGGCCGUGGGUCAAGGUUGACCACGUUGAACUGGAGUACCGCAGCGCGGCGGAGAACUUCUCAUCAGUCGACAUGCUGGUGCGCCACAGGGGCGCGGCCCUGGCUCUGGAGGUGGACGGCCCGUGGCACUUCACCGCCAACCAGCCCUACAAGCGCCUGGGCUCAACGCUGCUACGAGACAGGCUGCUUGCCGCAGAGGGCUUCACGGUCGUGUCGGUCCCCUUCUACGAAUGGGAGGCUCUGACGAGCAACCAGGCGCGCGGUGCGUACCUGCAAGCCAAGCUGGACGCCGCGGCUGACGCGGCGGCGGCGGGCGGCAGGCGGCGCGCCGGGUAG
Molecule: messenger RNA, 480 nt
Organism: Monoraphidium neglectum
Lineage: Eukaryota; Viridiplantae; Chlorophyta; Chlorophyceae; Sphaeropleales; Selenastraceae
Exons: 3
Coding region: 1-480 (159 amino acids)
Source: RefSeq, a predicted model, not a curated record